Molecule: messenger RNA, 1545 nt
Organism: Hipposideros armiger (great roundleaf bat)
Lineage: Eukaryota; Metazoa; Chordata; Mammalia; Chiroptera; Hipposideridae
Gene: FUT1
Product: fucosyltransferase 1 (H blood group)
Exons: 3
Coding region: 259-1365 (368 amino acids)
Biological process (GO): carbohydrate metabolic process
Cellular component (GO): membrane
Molecular function (GO): galactoside 2-alpha-L-fucosyltransferase activity
Source: RefSeq, a predicted model, not a curated record
GCAUCCACCGAUGGAUGCCACUCCCAGGUGGCCAGAUGGGCAUGUCCGGGAAGGACCGAGGCUGUGAACCUGCGGACCGCACCCACUCUCUUUUGUCGCGGAGCCUUCGCUGCCAGUCCGCGGAGGCGGCGUGGAGGGAAGGGCUGCGGGUUCUGGAAACGUGGAGUCCACGGUUCCGUGGUGACAGGGUGGAAACUUAUCUUGGGACGGGCGCUCCCUGUCCAUACUGUGUAUCUGCUGGCCACCAGGAACUCAGCCAUGGGGGCCCUCAGCCGACAUCACUUCUGUCUGAUCUUCCUGCUAGUCUGUGUUCUUUCAUCAGUCAUCUUUCUCCACAUCACCCAAGACAUCUUUCACAAUGGCCUGGACCUACCUAACCUAUUUGCAGACCGACACUUGGUGACGAAUUCUGUGACCAUCUUCUGCCUGUCAGGCACAUCGAUGAUCCCCAACACCUCCUCUUCCUGCCCCACGCACCCCUCUUCCCUCUCAGGCACCUGGACCAUCAUCCCAUCUGGCCGCUUUGGUAAUCAGAUGGGGCAGUAUGCCACUCUGCUUGCCCUGGCUCAGCUCAAUGGCCGCCAGGCCUUCAUCCUGCCGUCCAUGCAUGCUGUCUUGGCCCCUGUGUUCCGCAUCACCCUGCCUGUGCUGGCGCCGGAUGUGGAGAGCCACACACCUUGGCGGACAUUGCAGCUUCAUGACUGGAUGUCAGAGGAGUAUACCCACUUGAAUGACCCUUUCCUGAAGCUCACUGGCUACCCCUGCUCCUGGACCUUCUUCCACCAUCUCCGGGAACAGAUCCGGAGAGAGUUCACCCUGCAUGACCACCUUCGGGAAAAGACCCAAGGUUUCCUGAGACAGCUCCGCCUGGCUGGUACUGGGAACCUCCCGCGCACUUUCGUUGGUGUCCAUGUGCGCCGUGGGGACUACUUGCACGUUAUGCCCAAUCACUGGAAGGGUGUGGUGGGCGAUCGUGUCUAUCUUCAGCAGGCCAUGGACUGGUUCCGGGCACGACAUGAAGCCCCCAUCUUUGUGGUCACAAGCAACGGCAUGCAGUGGUGCCGGGAAAACAUCAACACCUCCCAGGGGGAUGUGAUCUUUGCUGGUGAUGGGCAGGAGGGCUCACCCGCGAGGGACUUUGCAUUGCUCACACAGUGCAACCACACCAUUAUGACCAUUGGCACUUUUGGCUUCUGGGCUGCCUACCUGGCUGGUGGAGACACUGUCUACCUGGCCAACUUCACCCUGCCUGACUCCAGCUUCCUCAAGAUCUUUAGGCCCGAGGCUGCCUUCCUGCCUGAGUGGGUGGGCAUUAAUGCAGACUUGUCUCCACUCCGGAAUUUGCAGAGGAGUCUUCUGGAAUAGCCGGAUCAAACUUGGGCCAGCAUUGUGACAGUGGUGAGGUGUUGAGCUUCUGGUUUUAUCUUCUUUCGAUUUUUCACCAAAGUUAUCUGGAAUUUCAGAGCCCUCUCCCUUCUGCAAGGGCCCAGCAGUUUCUUCACAGGUAUUAGAACUGGCUCCCUCUAGAGCAGGGGUCGGCAAACU